ACAAAAUAAAACAGCUGAUGGAGGAAAUCCCCAUUUGUUCUUGACAGCUUUUAUGUGUGUAACGUGAAUCAUCUGAGCAGUCUGACUCAGAGGAAAGACGUGUUGUUGGAACAAAUGGCAGCGCCAUCUACAGGCCAUCCGGUGACAGUAACUGUUGGAACCGCGUGGAGGCUUCAGCUGGUCCGUCCACCACCAACACCCCCAAGACUGUUAGCUACAGCUACAGUGAUACAGGUCGUCCUCACGGCGGCUCGAGUGAUCUUCGGUCUUGUGUAUUUCCAGGACUGUCCUCAGCAGCCGAACAUCCCUAAAUAUCUUCUAGGAAUAGCUCUGUUCCCCCUGCUGGCUGCGCUUCUGACGAAAGAUGCUGCCCGACCACAAGAGCGUCCCAGUUGCCUCAAAGCCUGUUUGCGGUGCUUUCUGUGCCUGUUUAUGUUUGCUUGGCUCCUAUUAGGUGCCGUGUGGGUUUUUGCCGUCUACCAGCCAAACUAUGACCCCUUCGCUGCUGACGGCCUCUACUGUAAUAAAACGCUGUACACGUUUGCUUUCUGGAACGCCGUACUGGAGACUUUUGGGUUUGUCGCCAUCCUGGCUAAACUCUGCAAAGGACUGGUGUGUUAUGUGAACUUGAGUCCAGUGGACGCAGAUUUUUACAGGAAUGUCUGAGGUUCCGUUUGACUGCUUGCAAAGAAACUAUAAAAUGUUAUUGAUGUUAAAAAAAAGUCUAAAAUACACUUUAGUAAAAAUGGUUGUAUAACUUUGACUGACAAAGAAAAAAAACAUCCUUGCUUUUAGUCUUUUGUGAUUGUUAUAUUUAUCUAUUGAGUAAAGAACAGAAAACAUGACAAAAAUACUUUUUAAUUUUUUUAAGAAAACUGUAUUGCUGUCACAUGUCAUCCUCACAUGCUGCAUCCUGAAGUUUUAAAAUUCAGGCUCUGCAGCCAGAUGACAAACACAGAGUUGAUCUGGUUUCUCAUUAAAAAGAUUCUCCCUGUAUGUUUUCAGCAACCUGAAAUUUUAUAUUUGCAACUGUCUGUUACAUCCAUACUCUACAUAUGCAGGUCAGUAGAACAAUGUCACCUUUGUGAUCUUGUAAAUAAUCAAUGCAACCUUUAUUGAACAAUUGAAAUAUUGAAGGAGUUUGAUAAAUCUUGCUUAAUGAAGGUUUUUGACUUUCAAUGCCGUCCAUCCAUCCAUCUGUCCCGUCUUGUCAUUUUCUCUGCACCUGUUGAUUCCUAAUAAUUCAAAAAUCUGAGCCUUUUUUUGGGAAUUGUGUUGGAUUUAGCUGAACAUUUUUCUAUCUUAA
Molecule: messenger RNA, 1306 nt
Organism: Gambusia affinis (western mosquitofish)
Lineage: Eukaryota; Metazoa; Chordata; Actinopteri; Cyprinodontiformes; Poeciliidae
Product: transmembrane protein 272-like
Exons: 5
Coding region: 115-666 (183 amino acids)
Source: RefSeq, a predicted model, not a curated record